ACGAACUCCAAAUUUGUUCUCAAAUAUUUUUCAAUUUACGGAAAAACGGAAAAUGAUGUAAAUUGCUUUCUAUAUUUACGUAUACAUCUACUUCAAUAAAUGAAGAACUUAUAUUUCUUCUUCCGAAAGUACGGAUCCUGCACCUGCACGUAUUUUCAUAAUAUAGCGAGUUGUUCAUUCGCAAGGUUGGCGUCUCGGCGAGGAUGUGUACGAAAUUGAAAUUUUAAACAAAUUUAAAAUCUGUUUGCGCCCCAUUCGUGUCUUAACCAUCACCAUUAUCUUCACUACAUCUUACAUUGGCCAAAUUGAUUACUACACGGUAACCUCCGUGGCUCUUGAUAUGAAUUGUGGUGGCCUUCUUUCAUUAAAAUGGAACAACCACAGAGCAGCUUUCUUCAAUGUUUUAUCAAAUCUGCGAGAGAAAGAAUGCUACACGGAUGUAACUCUGGCUUGUGAUGGAAAGUUCUAUCCUGUUCACAAACUCAUUUUGUCAACAUGCAGCGAAUAUUUUGAACAGAUGCUUGAACAAACUCAUUGCAAGCAUCCAGUGAUAGUUUUGAAAGACAUCCAGAAUGAAGAUCUUGAAUCGCUUCUCAGUUACAUGUAUGUUGGUGAAGUGAAUGUUGUACAGGAGAAGCUAUCUGGUCUGAUCAAAGCUGCCGAGUGUUUGAAGAUUAAAGGUUUGGCCGUGCCUGAUGAAGAACCUGCUGAAGCCAAAUCAACAGGAGUGUUCCGAGAAAAGAGAACUAACGAUAAUAUUGUAAGUAGUGAAGCCAAGAGGAGAAGGCAGGAUGAUUGUGCCUCAUCUCAGAAACAUUCCAGCUCAAGUGAAGAAGAGUCAAGCAAGAGGAAAACAAGCACCCAGGAAGAGUCAGGAAGGGAUAAAACAAGCCCAUCAUCUAGCAAUAAAUGUACCAGGAAUAAUGAUCUUGUAGUAGUCAGUAAAGGUAGUAUCCUACCAUCUGGCGAUAGCAGUGAUAAAGAGCCAAGUCAACCUCCAGACAUUUCACAUGAUACCUCAAAGUCAGACUCUAAUGCACAACUAUCAGAUGAUGAGAUUGAGCUCAAGAAUGAAGAGAUUCAAGAAGCUGAUGAUGAUGCACCCAAAGAAUUGAAUGACAUAGGUGAAGCUGUGAAGCAGGAACCUCUGGAGCUGGAUGCAGUUUACCUCACAGACUCCAACUCCGCUACUGACAUCCACGACAUCUUGCAAGACAGGAAACACUUGCAGCAAGCUGAUGACAAUCAAGAAUUCAUGAAUGAAUUGCUAGGCCAGCACCAAGCUGAUGAUGGUCACAGAGAAGGCCAGGAGCCGGCGCUGCCAUCAAGCUACCUCUGCACUCAGCAGCAGCAACAGCUGAUCAGUGCCCGCGAAGACAGCAUUAUGGAAGCGGAUGCAGCAAACCAUCGGGCUCGAUUUCAAGAAAAAGUGGCCUUCGAAAAGCUUUCUAGAUACAAAGUGCCUAGUCGAGAAGAAUACGGCUCAAUGCUUGCAACCUUGUGUGGCAGUGAAAGAUCCAAAUCCUUCUACUAUCUUCGGGAGAAAUUUGCUGUCGUCCAAGUUGGCGGUGUCAUGAAAAUCGUCAAGAGGCGAAAAAAUGAAGCUGAUCCACUUCAAUACCUUGCCGUUCGGGACGAGCUCUUCGACAUAAUCUACGAAGCUCACGUGUCGACUGGUCACGGCGGUGAAAGGAAAACCAAAAGAUUUCUUGAUGCCAAAUACGCAAACGUACCAAUGAAGAUAGUGACCCUCUUUUUGGCUGCAUGCGAGGCAUGUCAGAGAAAGAAGCCCUUGCCGAAACCAUACCACGUGGACAGAUGGCCUACAAUUCGCGUAGUGCCAGAGGAACAGCUCGCCGCACAGACACCUGCAGAACACGUCCCCGUUUGAGAUUUUGUUCGCACAGAAACCAAGACUAGGAUUGUAGGAAACGGUCUUACCUGCAGGCGUUCUCGCACACAUAACAGAGGAACAACUUAAGGCAGGCGACUCUCAGGGAGAUCCAUGAAAUGGAGGCUGCUGAGGAACAAGCUGAAGUUUCUGAGGAAGAAGAUGUCGCUGCCGGGGAACAAGAUCAGGCUGAUGAAACUGAAGAAAGAGCAAUAGGAAUAUCAGAUGCUUUCUCAAAGCACAUCAAGACGAAAAGGGCGUGCCGUGACAAGGCUGCGAGCGGGCAAGCAAAGAGCAGGAAAAAAAAAUACUUGAAGCGAGCAACGCUAUCCAGCAUCCUCUUGCUGUGGGAGACUGCGUCUUAUUCCUGGCUUCCAAAUUCGAUCGUGGACGACUAGACUGUAGAAAUAUUCCUGGUGUAGUUUACGACAUUACUACCAGCGUAUGGUACAAAGUUUCAACAAAACAUGAAAUGAUCGAGGCAGCUUGCUCCAGAUAUCAGCUAGAGAAGGCAGAUAGUCAGCUGAUCAGCCUAUCAGAAACGAGCAACAUUAUGCAGCCAUUUCGCUAUAUUGCAUCCCUUCAGUCUGCCACUGAGGGAUAAGGAUUUGCAAGUGUUCUUGCACAACAAAGUGAGAUUCUGGGCGCUGUGCGUGCAGGAAGAGCGGCGCGUUGUGCCACUCCCAUUGCCAUCCUAGGAAUGGCAAAUGUAGGAACAAAAAAUUACAAAAAGAACUCGUCUUUUAGGAUUCAUGACUGUACUGCGAUUCGUUUGUGUGUACUGAUUUCUCUGGUUAUUAAAUCUAAAGCGAAUUCGCUCGACAUUGUUUGUUCUAUUCUGACUAUCAUCUCCAAAAAAUAAAAAUAGCAGAAAUUUAUAACUAAGGCCGAAAUACAGUAAUAACAUAGCUUGCCGGCUCCGUGGAAUCGGCUGCCGAUUCCACGGAAUCAGCACUGGUCGACACGAGUUCCACAUUUUCAGCAAAUCGUUGACUAUUCCACGGAAUCGGCAACGAAACGCUGAUUCUACAGAAUGGACAAACUGGCUGCUGAUUGCUUAGAAUCGUCAUAUCUGCGAUUUCGGCAUGACAAAUAUAAAAAAGGUCUUUAAUAUUAAUGCUAAAACAUUGAUAUAUCACAACAAUCGUAUCUCAUUUGUGAGUGAUGAUACGACAACCUACUCACUGAUGAAUGUCGUAUUAGCCUACCCAGCGAGGGCUCACUGCGCCGGGCGCUCGUUUAGUAUCACCUUAUGCAUGUUAAUUUAGAAUUUCGUAGGGUGUAUUGAUGUAGUAUUACAUAAGGCGUAUUACUGGUUGGUUGAUUACGUUUUCCUGUUUUAAUUACGUAGCAUCAUGAUAUUGUGAGUGUGUAAUGAUUUCCUGCCAAUAGCACGAGAGGAUAUGGGGUAACUUGUCAUGUUUUGUAGGGAAACGCGCGCUGUUUUUUGUAAAUGGAUUUAGCGGCUCAUUAUGCGAGUAAAUAGUGAACUAGAGAAUGCUUCAAGAUACAUUAUUACUAAUUAUUAAAAUGAAUUUUCUUUAUUGAUCGAAUUUAUGUUCUUCGGGAUCAGGAAGUUGGUGUGAGAAAUCCGUACACGCAUAAUUAUUUUAAAUUCGAACAUUUUUGUUCCCAUCAGAAAAGUUUAAUUUGCAACAAUAUUGAAAGUGAUACUGCGAAGCUAGUAGAUUUACAGAAUUUUUGUUGCACUAGGUGCAGGAAGAGCCAUCACGGCUCUCUCGUGGGGCGCCAAGAUCGUCGACGACUGCGCGAACUCUUCUC
Molecule: messenger RNA, 3673 nt
Organism: Hyalella azteca
Lineage: Eukaryota; Metazoa; Arthropoda; Malacostraca; Amphipoda; Hyalellidae
Product: longitudinals lacking protein, isoforms H/M/V
Exons: 6
Coding region: 341-1891 (516 amino acids)
Biological process (GO): regulation of transcription by RNA polymerase II
Cellular component (GO): nucleus
Molecular function (GO): protein binding
Source: RefSeq, a predicted model, not a curated record